Molecule: messenger RNA, 336 nt
Organism: Emiliania huxleyi CCMP1516
Lineage: Eukaryota; Haptophyta; Isochrysidales; Noelaerhabdaceae
Exons: 1
Source: RefSeq, a predicted model, not a curated record
CCAGCGCCCGCCUUUGAGAUCCCGGCGUGGGUGGCGCGGCUGAGCGCCCGCACGAUGACCGCGUGGGCCAACCUCGUCUCUGGCCGGCCGCCCACGGCGCCGACGGACCUGGUCCGCACUGCCGUGAGCGGGACGCUGUGCUUCGACGCGGGAAAGUCGAAGCGCGAGCUCGGCAUGGAGUACACGCCGAUCCGCGUCGCCUUUGCUGAAGCCAUCGAUCUGAUCACGGACACGACGACGCGGACCGGGGAAGACGAGCGCGACGGUGCGAUGAUCGCAGCCGAGCAGCGCGGCCGGCUCGUGGAGGAGGGCGAGCGGGGGGGGGAUGGUGGGUGA